This is a messenger RNA of Malaya genurostris, 1591 nucleotides long. It is a transcript of the gene Ahcy, whose product is annotated as adenosylhomocysteinase. Gene Ontology annotation, cellular component: cytosol. Gene Ontology annotation, biological process: L-methionine cycle. The record is from RefSeq and is a predicted model, not a curated record. The transcript is spliced from 3 exons. NCBI's taxonomy places the organism in Eukaryota, Metazoa, Arthropoda, Insecta, Diptera, Culicidae. Gene Ontology annotation, molecular function: adenosylhomocysteinase activity. The coding region runs from base 245 to 1543 and encodes 432 amino acids.
AUGAUUACUGUCAUGUUUGAUCCCGGUUUUAGUUCGCGAAAACGGUGAAAACACGUUUAAUCUGCUUAUCGCUCCGCAUGGGAAACAAGUAUAAGUUGGUGUUGAAUCUUUUUGGCACUUGCACUCUCUGAAAAACAGUCGAACAUCGCUGUGUCAUUAGGCUAACUAGUUAUAAACUCCAUAGUGCUGAAUCUGAUAACCUAUUCAAUCGUUUGCCGGCUUGUGAUAAGUACAUAACUCAAAAAUGUCUAAGCCGUCGUAUAAGAUUGCCGAUAUAAGUUUGGCUGAAUUUGGACGCAAGGAAAUCAUUCUUGCUGAAAAUGAAAUGCCUGGUUUGAUGGCAUGCCGAGCCAAGUACGGACCGCAAAAAAUAUUGAAGGGAGCACGGAUAGCUGGUUGCUUGCAUAUGACGAUCCAGACAGCGGUGUUGAUUGAAACGCUGGUCGAGUUGGGAGCAGAGGUUCAAUGGAGCAGCUGUAACAUAUUCAGCACGCAAGACCACGCGGCUGCAGCCAUUGCGAAGACUGGCGUCCCGGUGUACGCGUGGAAAGGCGAAACCGAUGAAGAAUAUAUGUGGUGCAUUCGACAGACGCUUGUUUUUCCAGAUGGACAACCAUUGAAUAUGAUUUUGGAUGAUGGAGGCGAUCUUACCAACCUAGUUCAUACCGAGUAUCCUCAGUAUUUAGCGGGAAUCAGAGGAGUCAGCGAGGAAACUACAACUGGUGUCCAUAAUCUGUAUAAGAUGCUCAAGGAAGGUAAACUGGGAGUGGCAGCUAUCAAUGUUAACGAUUCUGUGACCAAGAGCAAAUUUGAUAAUCUGUAUGGAUGUCGGGAGUCAUUGUUGGAUGGUAUUAAGCGAGCCACCGACGUUAUGAUCGCUGGGAAAGUCUGCGUGGUGGCUGGAUAUGGCGACGUUGGUAAAGGUUGUGCACAGGCACUCAAGGGAUUCGGUGGCCGAGUGCUCAUUACGGAAAUUGAUCCAAUAAACGCGCUUCAAGCAGCGAUGGAAGGUUUCGAAGUGACCACAAUGGAGGAAGCGAGCAAGGAAGCACAGAUUUUCGUAACCACAACUGGAUGUACCGAUAUCAUUAUGGGUGAACAUUUCAUGAAUAUGAAGGACGAUUCAAUUGUGUGCAACAUCGGACAUUUUGACUGCGAGGUCAACGUUGCUUGGCUAGAAAAGAACGCAAAGGAAAAGAUUAACAUUAAACCUCAAGUCGACCGUUAUCUUCUUCCCAGCGGAAAUCACGUCAUUUUACUUGCGGAGGGACGCCUCGUAAACUUGGGAUGUGCCACUGGUCACUCCAGUUUCGUUAUGUCAAACUCAUUUACUAAUCAAACGCUAGCACAGAUUGAACUAUGGACUAAACCGGAGCAGUACAAAAUCGGAGUUUAUGUUUUGCCGAAAAAAUUGGACGAGGAAGUCGCAGCUUUGCAUUUGGAUAAACUCGGAGUAAAACUCACUAAACUAAGCCAGAAGCAAUCAGAUUAUCUUAAUGUUCCAGUCGAGGGUCCGUACAAACCCGAACACUAUCGCUAUUAGCUAACAAUCUUAUCUGGUCAAAUAAAGUUUCAGUUUUAUUAAAAAAUA